Molecule: messenger RNA, 1107 nt
Organism: Colius striatus (speckled mousebird)
Lineage: Eukaryota; Metazoa; Chordata; Aves; Coliiformes; Coliidae
Gene: VSIG1
Product: V-set and immunoglobulin domain containing 1
Exons: 8
Coding region: 1-1107 (368 amino acids)
Biological process (GO): maintenance of gastrointestinal epithelium; epithelial cell morphogenesis
Cellular component (GO): plasma membrane
Source: RefSeq, a predicted model, not a curated record
AUGUUUGCAAUGAUGCUGAAGAUAUUUCCAGUUCUAGCCAUCCUUACAGGCCACGUCAGCAGUGUUGUGGUGACCGUCCCUGAGAAGAUAGUGAAUGUCACGGUGGGUGGAAACGCGACCCUCCUCUGUACAUACACAACCUCUGGAUCCCUGGGCAACUUCUUUAUCCAGUGGAGCUUUUACAGUGCCAAAGAGAGCCAACUGCAUACCCACUCCCCGUGUCACGGUAUUCUGAGUAUGGAUGAAAAGUCAGUCAGUCAUUGUCAAAAGAUGGUGUAUGUGACAGAUGCACGGGGAAGAUGUAGCUGGAGACACAAGAUCUAUUACUACUCAGGAGGCCAGUCUUACUCGUAUGGAGAGUUUAAGGACAGGAUCACAGCUGCAACAGGUCUAGGGAAUGCAUCAAUAACAAUCUCCAACAUGCAGCCCUCCGACACCGGUUCCUACACCUGUGAAGUUUUCAGCCCCCAGGGUGAUGCUGGACAGAGUCAGAAAUCUGUGAUUGUCAAUGUGCUGGUCAAACCAUCAAAACCUUUCUGCAAAAUAGAAGGAACACCUGAAAAAGGCCACCUGAUCUACCUCUUAUGCAGAUGUGAAGAAGGACUGCCUCACCCUACCUACCACUGGUACAAAGUAGAUGAGAAUACUCUCAAGCCCGUGACAGAACAACUUAACCCAGACACUGGCAUUCUUUACAUUGGCAAUCUCACCACCUUUGAGACUGGCUAUUACCAGUGUGUGGCCAGCAACAGCCUGGGCAACAGCACCUGCGAGCUCGACCUGACUGCAAAGCAUUCAGAAAGUGGUAUUGUUGCUGGGGCAUUAAUUGGAGCAAUUCUGGCUGCUGCUAUCAUUUGCAUUAUCGUCUGGGUCUUAACCAAGAAGGCAAAGAAGAAGAAGAAGUCAUCGAGUAACGAGAUGCAAGAAAUGGCUCAGAAACAAUCCAAUGCAGAGUAUGUUCAGGUACCUAAUGAAGAAAGCAUUCCCGCCGCUGCAGUCCCACCAAGCAAUGCAACAAACGAAUACCCUCAUGCUGAUGAAACAGCAGCCUCUGGAACACCUGAAAAUGAAGAGAUGCAAGAAGCAGAAAAAGAAGAAAUAGCCUAG